AUGGACACCAUCGAAGCUCUGAUUCAAUGUCCACGGCAACAAAAAUGCAAAGUUCUUCACUUGGUGAGGCAUGGACAGGCUUGGCACAAUGUAGAAGGAGAAAAUAAUCGUAAAGCAUUGUUGUCUCCUCAUCUGUUUGAUGCACAGCUCACGUCGUUAGGUUUUAAACAGGUUGCUGAACUGAGAAAGGAUGUUCAUACCAGUGGCCUACUUCAUAAGAUUGAGUUAGUCAUCACUUCCCCUUCGUCAAGAGCCAUGCAAACAGCUGUCGGAGGUUUUGGUCUGGAUGGACAUAAAAACAGUGGAGAUAUCGUCUCCAAAACUCUCAAUACCCUUAAAAUCAUGGCAGUUGAACUCUGUCGAGAUCGUCUAGGGGUUCGCCCAUGUGAUAAGAGGAGAAAGGUGAGCGAUUGCCAGUCACGUUUCCCUUCAAUCGAUUUUUCAAUGAUAGAUGAUGAAGAUGACAAUCUUUGGAAUCCCAACCUUCGAGAGUCGACGGAAGAACUUGCAGAGAGAGUAGCCAAAUUACUAAAAUGGCUAUGGACAAGGCCGGAGAAGGAGAUAGUGAUUGUAAGCCAUGGAAUAGUUCUUCAGCAGAUACUGAUAAAUUUACUUGGAAACGACGGCCAUCCAACAGUAAGGGCUGCAUCGUGCCGGCGCUUCGGCCAUUGUGAGCUUCGUUCAGUGGUCAUAUUGGAUAAAAGGUCAGGUUUUGCUCAUGGUGGUUCAUCCCCCUCCCCGUCGCUCGGUUGCGGUCAACAAGAAGACGAUGUGUCGAAGGUAUCGGGAAAUUGCCUGGAGUUGAUAAUAAUCUAAAGUCGUCGCUAUUUCUGCUGGCUGUUACGUAGGACAAGAGGGUGGUAUCUACGAUUCAUUUAUCUUUAAUGUCUGUUUCACUCUUUUUGCAUUGGAACUUUCUACUU
Molecule: messenger RNA, 923 nt
Organism: Hibiscus syriacus
Lineage: Eukaryota; Viridiplantae; Streptophyta; Magnoliopsida; Malvales; Malvaceae
Product: phosphoglycerate mutase-like protein 1
Exons: 8
Coding region: 1-816 (271 amino acids)
Cellular component (GO): cytoplasm
Molecular function (GO): phosphatase activity
Source: RefSeq, a predicted model, not a curated record